This is a messenger RNA of Stylophora pistillata, 2504 nucleotides long. RefSeq names its product E3 SUMO-protein ligase ZBED1. Gene Ontology annotation, molecular function: protein dimerization activity; DNA binding. The record is from RefSeq and is a predicted model, not a curated record. Lineage: Eukaryota; Metazoa; Cnidaria; Anthozoa; Scleractinia; Pocilloporidae.
GGGUGUAACGAUUAAUCGAAUUCUCGAUUAAUCGCGAUUAUGACCGUUCGGUUCGAUUCACGAUUAUUUGAUUCCACGUUUCGAUUUUGGUUCGAUUUUUUGCAUACCUUUCCAAAAGUGCCCUCAGUGAGUCAUUAUAUUGUAAACUUAGAAUCCAGAUCUCAAUAAGAUGUUCGUUUUUCAUUGACAAUCGAUCAAAGACGCUAAUUUGCAGUUCUUGCGCCAUGUUGCUUGGUAAAAAUCCCGGGGUAAAAAUGUUGCCCCUCUACCACCCCCUGAGAAUUUCCAAAUAAGGCAAACCAUGUGCGUGCUCACAAACAUGGCGGACAACACGGCGACGAAUGGCCAAGCGAUUGUGAAUCCGCCUGCUUCUUUUCGAUCCGCAGUGUGGAAAUAUUAUGGUUUUCCGACUAAAGACGGAACAACAGACAAGUCUAAAACUAUCUGCAAAAUUUGCUUCGCAACUUUCAAGUAUUGUGCCGGUUCGACUUCAAGCAUGAGCGCUCACUUAAAAAGUCAACACAGUAUUGAUGAAAAGUCAGAAGUGUUGCAGUCAAAGACGGCAAAAACUUCACCGGGUACCAAAAACAGUACUGGAACAGGACAGUCAAAAAUUCAGGAUGUUAUGAAGAAUAAGUUGCCGCGGUCGGGCAACAGAGCAACGGCAAUAACGAAGUCUAUUGGAGUUUUCAUUGCAAAGGACAUGAGGCCCUAUUCAGUUGUGGAAAAUAAAGGGUUUCAACACAUGAUCAACGUUCUGGAGCCAAGGUAUGACUUACCAAGCAGAGUUCAUUUUUCUGAGAAGGUGAUACCUAAACUUUACGAAGAAGUCAAAGCAGAAGUCGAAUCAGACCUUAAAAGUGCCGAGUUCGUGGCUUUAACAAGUGAUGGAUGGACAUCUAGAUCAACCGAAAGCUACAUAACAGUUACCGCACAUUUCAUCCAAGAAUGGAACAUUAAAAACUAUGUUUUGCAAACAAGAAGAAUGGAUGUGUCACAUACAUCGGAAAACUUAUCAAAUAUACUGACUUCAGCUAUAUCUGAGUGGAAUUUACAAAGAUAUGAACAGAAUCCAUCUCUGACAUCUGACAAUGCCAGCAAUAUAGUGAAUGCUGCAAAGCAAGCUGAACUUUCACCACAUGUUGGAUGUGUGGCCCAUACAAUCAAUCUGGCAACCCAAAAAGGACUUAAGGUAUCUCAAAUGGACAGGCUUCUUGGAAGGAUAAGGCGCAUAGCAAGCUUUUUCCAUAGGAGCACAACAGCUAUGGCAGUUUUGAAAUCAAAACAAGCUUUAUUGGAAUUGCCACAACACAAGUUGAUAAAUGAUGUACCAACUAGGUGGAACUCCUCAUAUGACAUGGUGCAGCGGUUUUUAGAGCAACAGGCAGCAAUUGAAGCUGUCCUCUUGACAAAGGAUGUCAAGAAAAAUGCCAAAGAUGUUCAUUUCCUGUCAGAAAAUGAUAUCUCUGCAGCAGAGAGUGUCAUCAAUGUACUGGGACCAAUCAAGACCAUUACUACUAUCCUUUGUGAUGAGAAGACGCCUACAGUAUCCAUGAUUCACCCUCUGAAGGAGAUGCUGAUUCAGCAGUUGAAAGUUUCAGAUGAUGACAUUAUGCUUGUUAAAGAAGUAAAAACAGCUAUAGCAAAGGAUUUGGAUGCUAGAUAUACAGACCUUGACACAUUGCAGUUUCUGAAGGAGAGUUCCUGUUUAGAUCCAAGGUUUAGAUCCAUGCCAUAUCUUGAUGAAACCGAGAAACUAGAUGUCUACACUGCACUUACCUUGAAAGCAGUCUCACUGAAUGAGCAACAACAAAAUUCAGUUCAGGUGAAGACUGAAGCAGACCAGCCUAGUGCGCAGGGACAGCCACAGCUGCCCAAUUUGCCAAGUCUACCAACUCUGGAGGGUGAACAUUCAAAUUCCAGUGGAGACACAACUGUUGUCCUCACAAGUGAUCCCCCACCAGAAAAGAAAAGGAAAUCUGCCUUGGAUGAUCUUUUUGGAGAUGUUUUUAUAACUAAAGUUCAUCCUGGGAAGUCAGUGUUUCAGUUAGUUGAGUCAGAGUUGGCUAAUUACAAAGUUGAAGAAACCAUGCCUUUGAACUCUAAUCCAUUGUUGUGGUGGGAAGCAAAUGAGCUGAAAUAUCCCAUUUUGUCAAAGUUGGCCAAAAAAUAUCUAUGUGUCCCUGCCACAUCAGUGGCCAGUGAGAGGGUUUUCUCUUCUGCAGGGGACAUUGUGUCUGCUCAGAGGUCAUGUUUGCAUAGUGAUCAUGUAGACAAGUUACUUUUUUUACAGAAAAAUAUGAGAGUGCACUAGAUCUAGAUUCUAGAAAGAACUCAAAAAAGAACACUGACAAAUUGCAUGUUUUUUAUUUGUUAUUGCAUCCUUGAAAUAGAUUAAUAAUGUUCCUGUUACUAUUGUAUCCUCACAUUGAGAGUUUAGGGUUGUAUGUUGUUACAUUGUGUAUCAUCUUGCAAGAAUUAAAAAUCAUUAAUAUUUUGCAUAA